AGGUGAUUGCGCCACUGUCUGUACGUGGCUCUAGCCUUAAGUGCUGUGCUUGUAGACAAGUGUCUUAACGUACAUAUAUCCCAGCGCAGACAUAAAAUUAAUACAAAAAACCAAAAAAAUAUCCACAUCCAAAGUUUUGAGCUGUGAUAAAAUUAAGUUUUUUGUUUUUAAGUAUUUGUAUUAAAUUUUGUUUUCGGGUUUAGAAAUAUAGGGUUUCGUUAUAAUGUUUAAAAGUUGUUUGGGCCGCAAAGGCCUGUUGUUGAUUUUCACUUUAUGCUUGCUGGUGCAGCGAGCGCAUAUGUUGGCAGAUGCGGCGGUUGCACCAACCCCCAGCUCGCCCGUCGACGAUAAAGCUGCGGAGAAAUUAAAAAUACCCACAACCUCUACCGCUGCCGAGACGGGGGCAGCAGCUAAGGAAACAAGGCCAGAGGUGUCUGAUAUAAUGAAUGAUGAGGCCUCAAAAACGGAAACAAACGUCAAGACUGAUGCUGAGUCUAAUGCAGCGAAAAUAAUAGACAACAAGGAGAAAGACUGGUGGAAGCGUAUGGUGCUGUACCAGAUCUAUCCACGUUCGUUUCUGGACACUACACUCGAUGGUAUAGGCGAUAUCAAAGGUAUAAUCAUGAAACUGCCAUAUCUCGUUGAGACUGGAAUUCAAGCCAUUUCGCUGGGCCCCGUUUUCCAGUCUCCUAUGGUUGAUUUUGGCUACGACGUAACUGAUUUAAAAAAAAUCCAGCCCGAAUACGGUACAAUGCAAGAUUUGGAAACGUUAAUAACGGAAGCGAAUCUCUUGGGCAUCAAAAUAAUUAUGGACAUUGUGCCAAAUCAUUCCUCAAAUCAAAGUGCGUGGUUUCAGAAGUCCGUCGACCGCGAAAACGGCUAUGAAAACUUUUACAUUUGGGCUGAUGCCAAAAUGAAUGAGAAAGGUGAACGGAUGCCACCAAAUAAUUGGCAAUCAUUGUACUAUGGCCCCGCAUGGACAUGGAAUGAAAAACGUGGCCAAUAUUACCUCCAUCAAUUCGCAUCGCAACAACCUGAUCUAAACUACCGCGAAGCCAAAGUAGUUCUAGCCAUCGAUGAUGUCUUAAAAUUCUGGUUGGAAAAAGGCGUUAACGGUAUUCGCAUGGAUUCAGUCGGUUAUUUGUUCGAAGAUGAACAGUUGCGCGAUGAACCACGCACUGGCAAAACCAACGACACCAAUUGCUACGAUUACACCGCACACAUCCACACCAAACAUCUGCCCGAUACUAUCGAAAUGGUGCAACAUUGGCGCAGGUUGCUGGAUGACUACACUAGCAAAAAUGGUGGCCCCACACGCGUUCUCAUGACCGAUGCUUAUGCUGACGUGAAGACGUCGAUGGAGUACUAUGAAACCAGCGAUGGCAAGAAGGGCGCGCAUAUUCCACUCAACCUAAACUUGAUCACACUGAAUGAGCACUCAGAUGCACGUGAUUAUGUGUUCGUUAUAAAGAAGUGGUUGACAUACAUGCCGCGUGGAUUCACCCCCAACUGGGUGAUGGGCAAUCACAAUAAUCCGCGCAUGGCAACACGUCUCGGCCCAAAGCGCAUCGAUUCGAUGCACAUGAUGAUGAUGACGUUGCCUGGUGUGGCGGUAACCUACUAUGGUGAUGAAAUUGGUAUGCAAGAUCAUCGUGAUCUUAGCUGGGAUAACACCUUCGAUCCACUUGCACGCAAUGCUGGGCGUGCCAAAUACAGGCAGCUGUCUCGUGACCCCGAGCGAACACCCUUCCAGUGGGAUUCUCUAAUGAAUGCAGGCUUCUCAGGCGCCGAUAGAACGUGGAUGCCUGUGCAUCCCAGCUACAAAAAUCUGAAUCUCAAGCAGCAGACAACCGGAAGAAGUCACUACCUGGUCUACAAGGCGCUAACCGAAAUGCGUAAGAUGCCGGCACUCGCCAGAGGACGCUUACAAAUCGAGGCAAUCGAUCGCGACAUUUUUGCAAUUGAAAGGGAAGUUCCAGACGAUAGCUCCGUUCUAACCGUCAUCAACAUUGGGCCACGCGCGCGCGCUGUUAAUUUGACCGCAGUUUUUGAUCUCAAAUUCCAGCAAAAGCUAACUGUGUUGGUUGCUAGUUCCUUGUCCACUAAAGAGGCUGGUAAAGCGCUGCCCGCAGACGCUUUAGCCCUGGCGCCUUAUGAGGGGCUCGUUUGCAUGAUCGGUUGAAUGAUUUACAUAUCUAAUUUAUAGAUUAUUUGGAAUCUCCGCUUAUCGUCACGAACAAUUGAAUGGGUUUUAUUGAUUUAACAGGCUAUGUAUAUGCAUGAAAUAAAUAAAAGCAAAAUCAUGUAAAAUUUUAAAUCAAA
Molecule: messenger RNA, 2322 nt
Organism: Anastrepha obliqua
Lineage: Eukaryota; Metazoa; Arthropoda; Insecta; Diptera; Tephritidae
Product: maltase 2-like
Exons: 9
Coding region: 224-2182 (652 amino acids)
Biological process (GO): carbohydrate metabolic process
Source: RefSeq, a predicted model, not a curated record